Messenger RNA from Fulvia fulva, 1044 nucleotides. Its product is annotated as NADH:quinone reductase. The coding region runs from base 1 to 1044 and encodes 347 amino acids. Gene Ontology annotation, molecular function: nitronate monooxygenase activity. The record is from RefSeq and is a predicted model, not a curated record. The transcript is spliced from 3 exons. NCBI's taxonomy places the organism in Eukaryota, Fungi, Ascomycota, Dothideomycetes, Mycosphaerellales, Mycosphaerellaceae.
AUGCCUUUCAACACUGCCCUCACCCGCAAGCUCGGGAUCAGAGUCCCGGUCGUCCAAGGUGGAAUGCAAUGGGUCGGCUACGCAGAAAUGGCCUCAGCAGUCUCCAACGCCGGCGGCCUCGGCAUCAUCACAGCCCUCACCCAGCCCUCCCCAGACGACCUCCGCAAAGAGAUCCAGAAGUGCAAGGAGAUGACCAACAAGCCCUUCGGCGUGAACUUGACCCUCCUCCCAUCGAUGAACCCACCCGACUACCCAGGCUACGCCCAAGCCAUUCUCGACGAGGGCAUCCGCAUCGUCGAGACAGCCGGCAACUCCCCAGGCCCCAUCAUUAAGAUGCUGAAAGAGGCGGACCCACCUUGCGUGAUUCUGCACAAGUGCACGAGUAUCCGCCACGCUUUGAGCGCCGUCAAGCUCGGCGUUGAUUUCCUUAGCAUCGACGGGUUCGAGUGCGCCGGUCACGUUGGCGAGACAGACAUCACGAACUUGAUCCUCCUCUCCCGAUCACGACAAGUCAUGCCCAUCCCGUUCAUCGCCUCAGGCGGCUUCUGUGACGGCCAGGGUCUCGCUGCAGCGAUCAACUUGGGAGCUGAGGGAAUCAACAUGGGGACACGAUUCAUGUGCACUAUUGAGGCACCGAUUCACAACAAUAUCAAGGAGAGCAUUGUCAAGGCGCAAGAGACGGAUACAAAACUUGUAUUGAGGAAGUGGAGGAAUACCAGCCGAUUGUUCAAGAACAAGGUUUCAGAUGAGGCGUACGAAAUCGAAAACAAGCCGGAGACAAAGGAGUUUGAGGCCGUGGGUGGUCUCGUCAGCGGAAAGCGUGGACGACAAGUUUUCCUGAACGGUGACCCAGACUACGGUGUCUGGACCGCCGGCCAAGUUGUGGGUCUUAUCAACGAUAUCCCAACAUGCGCGGACCUCGUCAACAGAAUUGAGAAGGAGGCGGUGGAGAGCUUGCAGAAGGCACAGAGCAUGAUUGUUGACAAGCAGCCAGAGCCAGAUAUCCGGGGCAAGCCGGCGAGUGCUAUUCAGGCGAAGCUAUAG